AUGCAACUGACGAUAGAAAGGAUACACCUCCGAGACGACCUGCUACAGCAAGAUAUACCCCUCAAGGAGCUUCACUGUUAUAGCCUACCAUUUGGACUUCUUGGCUUCAUCUCUCAUGUCCUUACUUACUAUACCAUCGCCUGUCUGUGGUUCGGACGGAAACCGCUCUGGCCCUUUUCAAAGAUAGCCAACUCCAAAUUCGAUAUCAUCCUCGGAUCCCUUGGCGUGUCGCUCUGCAUCAUCAUGUCGAUUGUUACCAUGAUAAAAUGCAAAAAUACAUGGCAACUCCUUGUAAUUGCAGUGUGGAAACUGAGCAUGUCGUUGUUGAGUGGCAUGACCGCUCUGCACGUUGCUAUUCUAGUCAUCAACAACCCGGAUGAUGAUAUUCAGCUAAAAUCUAAAACUUCGGCUUGGUGGCUCGUCCUUUAUAUCCCUGGUAUGGUUGCAGGCAUGAUUGGCCUUAUGAGCCUCGUCGUGAAAGUCACAGAUCGAUCCGAAACUGUCCUUGGCCUCACUAUUGCAUUCUACUCAGUAGUUGGGGCAUCACUGGUCGUUGGAAUCAUUUCCAUGAUUCUUACGUGCUACUUAGGUAGUGGGGAAUCUGGCAAAGUCGCCGCAACCGGCUUUCUUGUCACCAUCGCGUUGUUCAUCGUCUUGAGCGCUUUUUACUCCGAUUGGUGCCUGGGCAUCAUGCUGGACAACCUUCUCGGAACACCCUCGUCUGAUAAUUCUGGCUUCUAUUGGACAUAUUUUAUCGCCAAGCGGCUAACAAUGUUCAGUUUGUGA
Molecule: messenger RNA, 786 nt
Organism: Psilocybe cubensis
Lineage: Eukaryota; Fungi; Basidiomycota; Agaricomycetes; Agaricales; Agrocybaceae
Exons: 3
Coding region: 1-786 (261 amino acids)
Source: RefSeq, a predicted model, not a curated record